Molecule: messenger RNA, 2315 nt
Organism: Phytomonas sp. Hart1
Lineage: Eukaryota; Euglenozoa; Kinetoplastea; Trypanosomatida; Trypanosomatidae
Source: the annotation of a GenBank genome assembly
GGUGAGUAAAUUUAAAAUAAGGAUAAGAUAAGGUUUUCCAUAACAGAGACAUAUUUUGGGGGGGAUUUAUAUAUUCAUAUCAGACUUUUCCUUAUGGAAAAUAUUUUUCUUAAUAAAAAUCAUUAAUUUAACAGAAGACAUAAAAUAUAGAUAUUUAAGUAUUUAUAUUAUAAUAUCGCAACAUUAAGAAAUAUAAAUCCUAUUCUAUCCAAGCUUCCAACGGAUGCAGAGGACACGAAACCCGAUGGUGCAGCAGCAGCUCCUUCUUUAGGCAGUUUAUCAUUGAAAUGGGGUCACCCCGCCGCUAUCUAACAUUCCUACUAAAUCCCUGGUACGCAAUCCUCGGAUGUGUUGGGAACCUUGGCUAACUCCACAUGGUGCUAAAAACGAAAUUGAAGUAGCCCCUUACACGCCUUAAAAGCUUUCUUAUGGAGACGGAGGUUCAACAGGUGGCUCAGCACCAUCCUGGUGAGGGCGUGUGGACGGUCCCUCACGGCGUCGUGGACGACUGCGCUGAGGAUGUGAAAUUCCACGUCGGGGUAAAUUACGAAAAAAUUAUCAGGUUCUUCAAAAUCAAAAUGGUGACCGAAUAUGUGUAGAGUAAUCAAUAGUCUUUAAAAGAUAACAACUGAACUCAAUUCACUGAUGGUGAUAUAAAAUCUAUAUAUAUUACUAAAAUACCGUUUUUUUGGAUGAUAUUUACUAGCGAGGUAUUAAUAUUCCUUGUAGGUGCACUAUCGAACCAUUCAUGUUUUACGCUUUCUUAUUAGUCUAACAAAAAAUGUCGAAAUGCACAACGAGCAUAAAUAAAAUGAACUCGCUUUAUUCGCCACUAAAUAUAUUACUCCCUCAUCACGCCUUAACACUUUCAAAGAUCAAGUUACUAAAUAAACGCUCUUUUUCUUUAGCUUUUAUUUAUAUUUCAAGCAAGCUUUUCUGGAUCAUUGUGUGAACCCGUCAUACGUCAACAUUUUACACGUUCUUAUUUCUCUGUCACAGACCUCAUAAUGGGAAACAGCUGCUAUUCGCGUGAAUACGUCUUGGACGACCCAUAUGCCCGCCAAAAAGUCGACCUAGGGGAUGAGGAUCGCAUAUCGGGUGAAAAACAAUACUGGAAAUAUCGCCUAAUUAGGAUGAUUGGAUUGGAUCCGACGCAAGUGUUCUGCGAAUUCGCCUACAAAAUUCCUUCAAUUCGGGUGUUUGACAUGACGACUAAGCUAGAUGAGAGUUCUCUACAGUAUGUCCUCAAUUGUGUAAUGGAGUUCGCCAGGCUCUGCGACGAGACGGACACAUACGGCAGACGCUUCUUCGAUGAAUGGGAACGGUUCUGGAGACCAGCGAAUUCUAAUGCCGAGAACUAUGUACUACCACGUACUAUUAUCUCCUUCUCAAAAGUGUUCCGAAUGUUGUGUCUAAAGAGUGGCAUGGUCAAGAUUAAAUCGAUAACGGGGGUCCCUAACUUCAAUGAGAUCGACGAGGCGCUUAUGAUCCCACCAAACUUUCAUGUUUAUUCCGCAACAUUCCAUCUCAUGCAGCUCAGUUCUCAGAAUGCCAUCUUGUUCGCUAGUAACUUUAUUUCGGAUAUCACAAACCUUAAAGAGCUAACGAUCCACAAAUACGAUGACUAUAAUGUGGAAGUCUCACUGACUAACAUCGAAGACGAACAACAAACGAAACGCGUUAUCAAAAUCCGUCAUGAGACGUCAAGUAUAUUUUUAUUAUGUAACGGAACCGUAAAGAAUCCCCCAAAAUUCCAGGUGACGUGGGAACUCAACAUGUACAUCGAUAAGGAAAUCUUGAAAGAAAGCUUUGCCCCUUUUCAGCCUCCGAAAGAUGAUAAAAAGCCCAAAGAAAAGCUUAAAUCACCCCUAAAAGGCCUCUCUGUAAUCCAACCGUUACCUACCAUCAUAGAGGAAGACGAAGAAAUGGUGGAAAAGGAUGAAAACUCUCCAAUCAUGGAGGACCUCAACGUGACCCCCGCAGAAGAACAACAGGCGCAAAAAAUGGAAGAAAUAAAUGAAAUAAACACAGUCGAAAGCAAACCCGCAGCGUUAAUCCCGCCCCAGAAACCUCCGAGGCCAAGUCUGAAAAAAAAUGGGAUCGCAACGGUACAACAAGAAUAUUUAAUACGCAGGGAACUCGUCCAUUGUGAUGCUAAAAUCAUCAAGGCUGUCCUGUCAAAGCCGUCACGUUCAAUCUUUUCAAGGACUUCAACGUAUAAAAAGACGAAAGAGGAACUCAGAUCCAUCCUCAGGAAUCGAUACCAAAUUGAGUUGGUCAGGGUGGAUGAGAUAGAGUCGGAAGAUGCUAUUUAA